UAUUUGCGUCAUCUUUUUUUUUUCUCUCUCGCUCGCGCGGUCUCUCUUUUUCUCUUUCUCUCUUGGCAGAACCCAGAUGUUUGUCGAUCGGCAUAUUUGUAAGCGUCCCGCCGUUUGCACUGUUUGCAGUCGUUAUUGCGUCCCGCGUUACACGUUGACGGAACGGAAGAGAGCUAUGCGCUUGACGAGGAAGCUGCACGUUCGUCGGUAAAAAGCAGGAAGGCACAAGGCAAUCGCCGAUAACGCGAACGGGUUCCAUCAGUGACGACGUUCUUAGGAUCGUCGAUUUGUGCCAUGAGACGUCGCUCUUCGGCGCCGAGGAAGGAGAGCAGCGUUCAUCUCACAAGAUUACCGUGUUGACAAAUUUCCCUUCGAACGGGAUAACCUCGCACGAAGGAGUACGAUUCUUACUUUGCAGCCUUAGCUCUAUCCACCACAUCCUUCAGCAAGAUGUCACUGAUUGAGGGAGUGGGCGAUGAAGUCACAGACUUCUUUAUUGUCAUGACCGUACUGUUGGUGGGAUGGCUUGCCUGGUGCUCGACAAGUAUAGCAGAUCAGCCGCUGAUACGUACAGUACUUAUACUGCGUGACCGAACGCCAACGCGAAUAACUUCGGUAAGAGCUAAUCAGCAACAGAGCACAAAUAAUCUCAGUGUCCAAGAUGCUGUUCAGUCACACAAUUCGGAGACAUCAGAGGAAGAAACAGUGGAGACCUCGAAUAAUAGUGUAGAUGGGACACAAUCCAAUUGUCCAAAUGCAGCUGCAGAUACGAGCGAAUCGCCUCAAGAAGUGUCGAGGCCCACAGAAUCUACAACUGCGGAAGAAGUACUUAUUGAAGCCAUGGAUUCAUUCAACAAUUCUGAUCCAUCGCUGUUACAAAGAACCAAGACAAAUAAUUCUGACUCGUCGUUAAAUCAAAGUACCACUAGUAAUUCAGAAUCUGCAUUAGAAGAAACAACUGUAACCGAUAACAGUAAUAAUAUUACCAUAAAGCUGAAGUUUAUAAAUGAUGAUCAGAAAAUAGUUACAGGAAGUCUUAAAGAAAUGCUAGGUGAUUUUAAAAGGAGGCACUUUCAAAUGGAAUUAGAAGCACGUAAAGCUGUGCGAUUGGUAUUUAACGGUCGCGUGCUACAACCCGAUACUCAGACUCUCGAACAAUGCGGUUUGUUUAACGAUUGUGUGGUCCAUUGUUGGGUGCAUCAACCGCGCCCGACUACUGGCGUCACGUCGUCCACGCUGGACAAUUCGUCGUCCAUUUAUUUCAAUUCCCAACCGUUUCCGGAUCUACCCACCGGCACGGGGAUAAGUUCGAUACACAAUGAAUGGGACCUAAGCAGGAUCCUAGUAAGCCUUUUGACGCUCAUUUUAGGUCUCGCGUGGUACUCGAGGUACCAUUACGCUCAGCUGUUCACCGCAACCACGACGAUCGCGCUCUACGCACUGACCGCGAUCUUCGCCGUAUCUCUAUUUAGUAACUUCUUUCCCGAUCAAGAUAACAUUCGGAACGUGGAAUGAUAUGAUGACUACGACGACGACGACUACUAUUAAGACUACGAAGACUCCACCAAGUUGUGUAAAAGCAACUUAAAUACAAAUCGGUAUAAUAUACAUUUUAACAUAUUAUGUAUACUAGAUAGUUAACGGAAUUGAUUGGUAAUCUUCGUCGUCGAGCAUCCGCUUUUAAUAUAACACUCUUAAAAUCAGGUUUGUUAUUGAUAAUAACAAGUUCAGUGGUUCAUGAUUUUCAUUUUUCUUAAGGGAAUGCUGAACCUGUCCUGUUUUACCGAUUAUUUUGAUUAUUUCCAAUUCAUUAAUCUUUUAAUUGUAUUUACAGAAUUAAAAAUCCUUCUCCACAAUCAAAGUACAGACUGUAACAUAAUACGCACGUAAAAAUUUAAAAAAAAAAACGAAAAAACAUUUUAAUUUCAUUUACAAAUUAAAAUUUUUUUUGUAUAAAAUUCUUACGUGCGUAUUAUGUUACCAUCUGUUGUACUUUGUUUGUGGAGAAGGAUUUUUAAUUCUGUGAAUACAAUUAAAAGAUUAAUGAAUUGGAAAUAAUCAAAAUAA
Molecule: messenger RNA, 2067 nt
Organism: Monomorium pharaonis (pharaoh ant)
Lineage: Eukaryota; Metazoa; Arthropoda; Insecta; Hymenoptera; Formicidae
Product: transmembrane and ubiquitin-like domain-containing protein 1
Exons: 4
Coding region: 451-1515 (354 amino acids)
Molecular function (GO): protein binding
Source: RefSeq, a predicted model, not a curated record